CAUAAGACCGGUUUUUGCGCAGAGUCUCGUGUUAACCGCAAUCAUCUUCUCUGUCUCCAUCUCUACCUCUGGUUUUUGAUUCUUCGUUUCGACGUUUCUUUCUUUCUUUCUUUCUUUCUCAAGAGGUCCUUUUUAAGAUCUCGCUCAUGGUUAGUAUCAGCUUGGCGUUUGAAUUUGCCUCUUUAGUUGGGAAAUUAAUAACAGGAUGGGAAGGGUAAAAUUGAAGAUAAAGAAGUUAGAGAACACAACUGGACGCCAAUCUACAUUUGCUAAAAGGAAAAAUGGGAUCUUGAAAAAGGCUAAUGAGCUAUCAAUUCUUUGUGACAUUGAUAUUGUUCUUCUUAUGUUUUCUCCUACUGGCAAGGCUGCAAUAUGUUGCGGUACACGAAGUAGCAUGGAAGAGGUGAUUGCUAAGUUUUCUCAAGUAUCACCGCAGGAAAGAACGAAAAGGUUUGGUGUUUUUCGGAUUCUUAUUGAUAUGUUUUUGUUUGUUCCUGCAUUGUUUGGUCUUGUUUUUUACUCAUUGGUUGCAUUGUUUUUUGAAAACAGGAAGUUCGAGAGUCUUGAAAACUUGAAGAAAACUUUCCAAAAGUUGGAUCACGAUGUAAAUAUACGCGAAUUUAUAGCCUCAAGUAAUUCAACAAUAGAGGACUUGAGUAAUCAAGCAAGGAUUCUGCAAGCUCGGAUUUCUGAGAUACAUGGAAGAUUAAGUUAUUGGACGGAACCCGAUAAGAUUAACAACGUUGAACACUUGGGACAGCUCGAAAUUUCGAUUAGGCAAUCCCUUGACCAAUUGCGUGCACAUAAGGAACAUUUUGGGCAGCAGCAACACGCAAUGCAAAUAGAAAACGCAAACUUUGUUAAAGAUUGGUCAACAUGCUCGAUGCAAGAUGGGAUUCAGAUUCCUUUAGAACAACAGCUUCAAUCUAUGUCAUGGAUUCUUAAUAGCAACACCACCAACAUUGUCACCGAGGAACACAAUUCAAUCCCGCAGAGGGAAGUCGAGUGCUCAGCGAGUUCUUCAUUUGGGAGCUAUCCAGGCUACUAUGGAACAGGGAAAUCUCCUGAAAUUACAAUUUCGGGUCAAGAAACAAGCUUUCUUGAUGAACUAAACACCGGACAGCUGAAACCGCAAACAAGCUCGCAACAGCAGUUCAUUAAUAAUAAUAUCACAGCAUACAAUCCCAAUCUGCAGAAUGAUCUGAAUCAUCACCAAACGUUGCCUCCUCCUAUUCCGCCUCCUCAGGUGUAUAUUCCAAUGGCUCAGAGAGAGUACCAUAUGAAUGGAUUCUUUGAAGGACCACCACCUGGACUUUCUGCUUACAACAACAACACCAACCAAACCAGGUUUGGUGGUUCUAGCAGCAACUCCUUGCCUUGCUCAAUCUCAAUGUUCGACGAAUACUUGUUUUCCCAGAUGCAGCAACCGAACUGAGAGAGAUUUGAUGAAUGAUGAUAAAACAUCUCACUGAAGAAACUCACCAAUAUUUUUUUUCAGAAACAGCAAGAAAACAAAAACUUUGCAGAUUUCUGAAUUGGUUCCAAGAAGAAGAACAAAAACCAGUGGUAAUUCUGGUAGAUUGCAACCAAACCACACACAAUACAUGUUCCAUUUUUUUCUAUAUCUUCAAUAGAUGUUUUGUGUUUACUUAAUUCUUUUCUAUACAUAAUUUCUCAAUCGGAUGAGAUUUUUGAGGUUUUCCAUUUUUUCUCCGGCGAUAAAAGGUUAGUGUCUUUGGAGGCUGUCAAAGUAACGCCAUGACAGCUAAAAGAUGAGAAUCUCUCUCUCCUUCCCUUCCUACAAACUCUAGCUGUAUCUAUUCUUUUUCAUUCAUUCAUUCAAUGUAAAACAAACAAAACAAUGUUUAUUAAAUUUUUGUC
Messenger RNA from Arabidopsis lyrata subsp. lyrata, 1881 nucleotides. RefSeq names its product agamous-like MADS-box protein AGL30. The coding region runs from base 206 to 1435 and encodes 409 amino acids. Lineage: Eukaryota; Viridiplantae; Streptophyta; Magnoliopsida; Brassicales; Brassicaceae. Gene Ontology annotation, molecular function: protein dimerization activity; RNA polymerase II cis-regulatory region sequence-specific DNA binding; DNA-binding transcription factor activity, RNA polymerase II-specific. The record is from RefSeq and is a predicted model, not a curated record. The transcript has 11 exons. Gene Ontology annotation, biological process: positive regulation of transcription by RNA polymerase II.